AUGAGCUCGGACAUUGGGGCUAUGCAUACCGGUAGCUCCUUGCAAGGGGCAAGGCAAACCAAACAAGUACAUGGCCUACGGAAGAUUCUGACGGCAGUUGGAUUGGUAUUGGUUGUGGCCUUUGGCCGUCGAAUUCUUGUUGAGAGGGGAAGGGAUAUCAAGCUAACGGAAGGUGCUACUGAAACAAAUAAAUGGCAACUGGAAGAGGGCGACGAGACUGACGACAAAACAGAUGAGGAAUUGAUAAGACUUGAAUAUGAAGGUGUGCUGCCUUCGGAGUAUACUAGCUCACGGCCCAAACGACUUGGUCACAAGAGAAUUAGAGAACAACGGAAACGAGAUCUGCAGGUCCAUGCGAUAGCGUCACAACACGCCAGACAACACCAUCUGAACAUUUUCCGAAUGAACGGAAAGGGAGACUCUUACUCAGAAUCCUCGUCUAGAUCAGGCAAAGGAAAGGGGAAGGGUGAUUCCUCGUCUAGAUCCAGCAAGGGGAAGGGCGGAAAAGGGAAAGGAAUGCGAAUGGGUAGCAAAAGCAAAAGAAGCAAAGGCAAGGGCAAGGGUGACAACCAGCCCACUUUCUUCCCGACUUUCUUCCCGACAUUUUCUCCGACCUUCUUUCCCACUCUUUCUGUGUCACCAUCAACAAUCCCCUCUAGCAACCCUUCAGGACAACCGUCCCUUUCGUUACAACCUUCUGCUGUUCCAUCUUCGAAUCCUUCGGGACAGCCCAGUCUUUCCAAGGAACCCUCGCUGAAUCCAUCAUCAACGCCAUCCAUUCAACCAACUUUAUCAAAGAAUCCCUCUACUUCUCCUUCCGCUGUGCCUACUCGACAGCCGACCCCGCGACCAACUCCUCGGCCUACACCCCGACCAAUUCGCCGAUUUCCUUUCCCCUCUUCUUCUUCAUCGUCGUCGUCUAAAUCAUCAUCAAAGUCUUCCACCAGAAGAAGUCGGAGAGGCCGUAGCAAUCGUACUCGUCUGAGGCACCUUAUGACGUACAGCCGAGAACAAGGGCUGUACCGACUCGGGAAAGUGGAGUCCGGCAAAGACAGGUACUCCAGGGGUAGAUCGAAGUGA
Seminavis robusta is the source of this 1080-nucleotide messenger RNA. The record is from the annotation of a GenBank genome assembly. Lineage: Eukaryota; Bacillariophyta; Bacillariophyceae; Naviculales; Naviculaceae.